AUGAUAUUGGCAACGGCGAGAGACAGCAGUGAGCCUGAAAUGAUUGAACUAAUCUUGACGCAUUUUGAUUCCGUCGCAGCCAAUGGAUUUGAUAAAAUUUUGGUCCUUGGGGCAACCUUGGAGUCACCAGGAGUAUGGGCGUGGGAUGGCGAUAAUUGUCCAUUCUACACAACCGCUGACGGUUGUUUGCAACCUGGAGGAUACUUCUGGCUUCCAAACGAACCAAAUGAUUUAAGCGGAACAGCCACCGGUCUAGAAGUUGCUAUUGAUUCGAGACUGCAGUCAAACGAAAAUCUUGGGUGGAACGAUUUCCAACCCCAGAAUCUUCGGAUUGGACUAUAUGAAAAGCCGCUCUCGUCGUCUUGCAAAAGACAAGCUUACUACAUCGCCCCUUCAAUGGCAUAUGCUGGACACCUUGCUAAAUCUGCUCAAAUGGGUUUGAGCUUGGCCAAGGUCAAGAAUCAAGAUGAUCACGAUUGCAUCAAAGAAAUAGCAGCAGUUCUUGGUGAUGCUAGGUACUGGCUUGAUUGGAGGCAAUGA
This is a messenger RNA of Cylindrotheca closterium, 540 nucleotides long. NCBI's taxonomy places the organism in Eukaryota, Bacillariophyta, Bacillariophyceae, Bacillariales, Bacillariaceae. The record is from the annotation of a GenBank genome assembly.